CGCAGAUCGCAGUCACUUUUCAAUCAAAUGGAAAUCACCGUCGAACACAACACACGAGCUGCGCAGCUCGCAAUGCACUCGCUGCCGUGCUCGAUCGACCACAAUGGCCCGGCAAAUAUUUCGUCCUACUUUUUGGUCGAGUCAGACACCGCCAGCGGAGUGCAUGCAGCCAAGUUCCGUGGUCGACAGCUUGCAGGCAUCACAGCACAAGUGCCCUCUGGGCUUGUUGGCGCGUUGUUGCGGGAAAGCCGCCCUGCACUGACCGACCAAGAGGCUCGCACGCUGGACGUUGCUGGGCAGUUCCGAGAGUUUACGCUUUGGAACCUGGAGACGCCGCCAACCGCACAAGCCGACAUGAUGCGUGCAUUGCAUGCCAUCGAAGUAGCAGCCAUUCUCCACGGAAAUGACGACGACCCACAACCACCACAGUCUGAAACACCUUCAGCUUGAAUACACGAAC
Capsaspora owczarzaki ATCC 30864 is the source of this 460-nucleotide messenger RNA. RefSeq lists its product as hypothetical. The transcript has 3 exons. The coding region runs from base 28 to 450 and encodes 140 amino acids. Gene Ontology annotation, cellular component: ribonuclease H2 complex. NCBI's taxonomy places the organism in Eukaryota, Filasterea, Ministeriida, Capsasporidae. Gene Ontology annotation, biological process: RNA catabolic process. The record is from RefSeq and is a predicted model, not a curated record.